AUGAGCGAUUCUCCGGUGCUCAGCCGCUUCGCGCACCUUGCUAAUCUCGAGCAACUGCAAAGGCUCCUACGUUCGCAUCGAGCAACCAUCUUCUCUGCAGCCGGCGCUGCAGUACUGCUUUCUUUCGCGAUUCGAGAUUACCAUCUGUACCUUAGUUACGGACCGGGCGGCCUGCCGUACAAUGCUUUUGGUUGGCUAUUAGCCAAUACACUACGAGUGUUUUCUCGCGAGCAGCUCUCGCCCAAGCCCUACGAUGACAAGAAGCUACCCUUCGCGGACGAAUCCGGCUAUCUCCCCACAGAGUUCCCACCAAAGCGAGAGUCUCCACGGCCGAAGCUAGGAAGUCAUCCUGUUCCACAGAGGCAGCUCGAGCAACUACCGAGCGCCGACGUGCGCCAGGAGCUCAUAGAUCGCUUUAAGCAGCUGGGCAGAGACGCCACGGAGAAGGGACUUGUCGAAGUCAAGCAGAGUCUCUACGAACGCCAGCACAAGGCACUCUUUGUAUCGAGUGCGCGUCACCAGCACGCGGUGGCCCAGCAAACGCGCGGUGAAAUCUCUCACGUUCAUGCCGGACUGGAUGGAAGCGUCCAUGUCGUGCUGCACCCAGUCGACUGCAAGAUCAUCCUGGAACGAGGAUGGGGCCAGCGCCAUGCGUUCUCGGGAGCGGACCUGAAUCCAGUACUUCCUGUCAACAUCCCGAUCAACUACCUGCUCAGCUAA
This is a messenger RNA of Didymosphaeria variabile, 720 nucleotides long. RefSeq lists its product as uncharacterized. NCBI's taxonomy places the organism in Eukaryota, Fungi, Ascomycota, Dothideomycetes, Pleosporales, Didymosphaeriaceae. The transcript has a single exon. Bases 1 to 720 code for a protein of 239 amino acids. The record is from RefSeq and is a predicted model, not a curated record.